Molecule: messenger RNA, 1239 nt
Organism: Symbiodinium sp. CCMP2592
Lineage: Eukaryota; Dinophyceae; Suessiales; Symbiodiniaceae
Source: the annotation of a GenBank genome assembly
AUGUGGAAUGGGCUGCUACAAGCUGUGGAGCGCCGAUGGCGACGGGACAGCGAUGCUCGGAAUUCUCAGCUCAAGUUAUUGGGUGGUGCGGGCGUGGUGAUCGGCGCAGUGCUGCUGGUGGCACGACGCCUUGCAGCGAAGUCCCAGCCUCCACCAGACGACUCCUUGGGCUUUACGGCCCUCGUUCAGACAGAUCAACAUCGGAGGCAUCGCGCGCUGCAAGCUGUCGGCACCAACCGUAGCCGAGCGCUGCCGACUUCUGGGAGCCCCCCGGUUCCCGACGUCAGGGCCUCCUUCGCGGCCAUGGGGCAAAAUGGUCAGGUGAUCAAGGUCAACAAGGGAAGUGUGUGGCCUCUGGACCACUAUAAGAACUACAUGCCUCCGUAUGCUGAGCACAUCGAGUCGAUCCAGCGCUUCAAGGGCAACUACCUUGUCUUCUCAGGAGCGGAAAGCGACGCGGGCGACCUCUUCAUUGCCGUUUUGCAGGGCACUGGCUCGGGCCCUCUUGGCCCGCUGAGUGGGCAGGUUGUGAAGCGGGUGAUCGUGGACUCGACCCUGACCCAUGCUGGUGGCCUUCAGAUCAGUGGGGAUUUGCUGGCAAUUGGGGCCGAAGCGCAGUGCUCACCCAUGCAAAGAGUGUUUGGAGGCUGCAGCAAAAGAUCGCAGGUUUUCUUCUUCGACGUGUCUGAUCCAACGAACCCAGUCAAGCUACCUACUGUGAUUGACAGGCCCGGUAAGACUGCUGGGGCUGUCGGAAUUGGACGUCAGGAAAAUGGUAAGUGGCUAGUAAUGGUGGGUGAUGGUGACAACAACAAUAUCGAUAUCUACUCGGAGGGGGAUGAUGGAUCCUUCAGCCUCAUAGCAUCUUGGAGCAAGUACGAGCUUCUGAAGGAUGCGGGCGUGGCUGGUGGCUACAAAUCCUACCAGAACAUGAACAUUCUCCUCCAGAGCGAUGGGCAGAUUUUCAUCGUGUGCACCGCGCUCUCUUCCAUGAUCAUGGGCUCUGACUACUUCGAUCUCUUUACUGUGCAGCCUUCUGAGGGCAGGGCUACGAUCACCAUGGUAUCCUCCAAAAAGGCCACCUGCCACGGUUGUACCUUCGCCGCUGGCGCAGGGAUCUAUGUGAAUCCGGAGAAUCCUUCACAGAUGCUGGGCUAUGCGUCGGGCUGGUUGCCCUCUUCGAACUCGCUUUCAAGCUUUCCAGCGAAAGGCGAUACCAUCUUCGUCAACGAGUUCUGA